AUGGCACCCAUGCAGGAAUUGGCCCAUGCAAACACCACAAAAGCAUGGGCAGAGCAGACCGAAACACUGAAGGACUUGGAGCCAGAAUUCCGAAUUCUCCUGCUUGAUGUUAAAUUGGAGGACUUCAUAAUCACAGAUCCUCCCACUUUGCAGGUCAAAUUAUUUUGCCAACAAGAAGCAAAACAGUGCACCAGUGCAUCCUGGCAGUUCAGCAUCAAUGGGCAGCCAUUCCUCCUAAUUGACACAGCGAACAAUAAAUGGAUCAUUUCACAUCCUGGAGCCACACACAUCAAGGAAAAAUGGCAGAAGGACAGAGAAUUUGUAGACCAUUUCUGGAAGAUCUCACUGGGAGAUUGCAAUUACUGGCUUCGUGAAUUCUUGGUGUGCAGGGAGAAUAUGCUGGAGUCAACAGGUAAUUGA
This is a messenger RNA of Elephantulus edwardii (Cape elephant shrew), 420 nucleotides long. RefSeq names its product NKG2D ligand 1-like. NCBI's taxonomy places the organism in Eukaryota, Metazoa, Chordata, Mammalia, Macroscelidea, Macroscelididae. Gene Ontology annotation, cellular component: external side of plasma membrane. The transcript is spliced from 3 exons. The coding region runs from base 1 to 420 and encodes 139 amino acids. The record is from RefSeq and is a predicted model, not a curated record. Gene Ontology annotation, biological process: antigen processing and presentation of endogenous peptide antigen via MHC class I via ER pathway, TAP-independent; positive regulation of T cell mediated cytotoxicity; antigen processing and presentation of endogenous peptide antigen via MHC class Ib.